AAAUAAAUCCUCCCCCUUUUUACAUCUCUGGCUCUGUUCGCUUUCUUCGUUACUCUCUUCGGAAUACCCCCGUUUUCUGCAGUGAAACGAAGCAAAAACGAGGGAAAAUGAAGAGCAGGCUGGUGAUGAUACUCAUCGCCCUAGUGAUCUUGUUGGCACGGAAUGGCGUGAGAUCUGACGCAUCGGAUCACCGGUACAAGGAGGGAGAUCAAGUGCCUCUCUACGCCAACAAGGUCGGCCCGUUUCACAACCCCAGUGAGACCUACCGUUAUUUUGAUCUUCCAUUCUGCUUGCCAGCUCAUGUAAAAGAGAAGAAAGAAGCCCUUGGUGAGGUAUUAAAUGGGGAUCGUCUGGUUAGUGCUCCCUACAAACUUGACUUCUUACGUGACAAAGAAUCUGAACUUGUUUGCAAGAAAAGAUUGACAAAGGAAGAAGUAGCACAGUUCCGAUCUGCUGUCAAGAAGGACUACUACUUUCAGAUGUAUUAUGACGACUUGCCAGUUUGGGGUUUCAUAGGAAGGGUUGACAAGGAAGGAAAAGACCCGAGUGAACACAAAUAUUACCUUUUUAAGCAUACUCAUUUUGAAAUCUUUUACAACAAGGACCGAGUGAUUGAGAUAAAUGUUCGAACUGACCCAGAUGCCGUCAUGGACCUUACAGAAGACAAAGAAGUUAAUGUAGAUUUUUUUUACACUGCAAAAUGGAAGGAGACAGAUACACCUUUUGAGAAGAGGAUGGACAAAUUCUCACGGUCUUCUUCUUUGCCUCAUCAUCUGGAGAUCCAUUGGUUCUCAAUCAUUAAUUCAUGUGUGACAGUUCUUUUGCUAACUGGUUUUCUGGCUACAAUCCUCAUGCGGGUUCUUAAGAAUGAUUUUGUCAAGUAUGCUCAUGAUGAGGAAUCAAUUGAAGACCAAGAAGAAACUGGGUGGAAAUACAUUCAUGGAGAUGUUUUUAGAUAUCCUAAGUUCAAGUCUUUGUUUGCAGCUGCUAUUGGUUGCGGUACUCAAUUAUUUACUCUUACCGUAUUUAUUUUUCUACUAGCACUAGUUGGUGUCUUCUAUCCAUAUAACCGGGGAGCAUUAUUUACUGCAUUGGUUGUCAUAUAUGCCCUCACUUCUGGGAUUGCUGGCUACACUGCGACCUUCUUUUAUUGUCAAUUAGAAGGAACAAAUUGGGUUAGGAACCUACUGUUGACAGGAUGUCUCUUCUGUGGGCCUCUGUUUAUAACAUUUUGUUUUCUAAAUACUGUUGCAAUUACUUAUCAUGCAACUGCUGCUCUUCCAUUUGGGACGAUUGUGGUUAUAGUUCUCAUAUGGACACUUGUAACAUCCCCUUUGCUGGUGUUGGGUGGGAUUGCAGGGAAGAAUAGCAAGGCUGAGUUCCAAGCUCCUUGCCGCACCACUAAAUAUCCUAGAGAAAUUCCACCUUUGCAAUGGUACCGUGGGACAAUUCCUCAGAUGGCAAUGGCUGGAUUUUUGCCAUUUAGUGCCAUAUAUAUUGAACUUUAUUAUAUUUUUGCCAGUGUAUGGGGACACAGGAUUUACACUAUAUACAGCAUCUUGUUUAUAGUGUUUAUCAUUCUCCUGAUAGUGACAGCUUUUAUCACGGUAGCGUUGACCUACUUUCAACUUGCUGCUGAAGAUCAUGAGUGGUGGUGGAGAUCUUUCCUUUGUGGUGGAUCAACCGGCAUAUUUAUCUAUGCCUACUGCCUGUACUACUAUUACGCACGUUCAGAUAUGUCAGGUUUCAUGCAAACUUCAUUUUUCUUUGGCUACAUGGCUUGUAUCUGCUACGGUUUCUUCCUCAUGCUUGGAACUGUAGGUUUCCGUGCAGCUUUGCUUUUUGUACGGCACAUAUAUCGUUCAAUUAAGUGUGAGUAGUUUGUCAAAAUCAUUUUAUAGGGCAGUGUAGAGAAUUUUGUACCUUAUUUUUUGUGGCAUCUCUUGUAUCAAAAGCAAAAGAAUAAUAUAUUAGGGACCAAUGCUUGAAGAAAAGUAAGUAACAACCUGGGUUUUGUACCAUCA
Molecule: messenger RNA, 2024 nt
Organism: Carica papaya (papaya)
Lineage: Eukaryota; Viridiplantae; Streptophyta; Magnoliopsida; Brassicales; Caricaceae
Product: transmembrane 9 superfamily member 2-like
Biological process (GO): protein localization to membrane
Cellular component (GO): membrane
Source: RefSeq, a predicted model, not a curated record